GGCUUUAGCAAUAACGAAAUAAUUAAAAAGCUUGCCAUGUCAUGGGAGAGCAUUGCGUCUAAGGAUAUGCUUAGCAUUCCUCCGAGCCAAAAUCUAUCCGCAACUCACUUAUUAGCAUCACCCGAUGGAUCGCGAUACUUGUUGGAAAACUCAAAUGAUUUGUGUCAAUUAGAUGAGAGUUAUUCGAGAGUUGCGGGAUAUGGCUCAAGUCCAGAUGCAGGUUCGCGUUCUCUCUGGACUGGCCACGGACUAUUACCUUCUGGUUCUGUAAUCAGCUGUUUUUUGGCCUGCCACCGAAGUCUUAGACAGUAUAUUGCAAAACGAAAGAUUGAACGAGGUCUUCGGCUUUAUGAGCAAAAUAAUCAAACAGCAGCAGUCCGCACCUGGCGAAGUGCACUAAAGGGCACGUGUCGACGCGAGGACUGCUUCCAGCUACUGGGGUAUUUGUAUCAGGCACAUAUGGAUUGGGGCAAGUUUCGAGAGGCUAUUGAGUUCGGACAUCAACAGCUUGGCAUAUCAGAGGAACUCGAUUCACCCAACAUGCGGGCAGAGACGUAUCUGAACCUCAGUCGAGCACAUGCCAGUCUAGGUGGUCUGGAGCGGGCUUUAAGCUACGCCCGUCACUCACUAUACAACGAGUGCGGAACAAAAUGCCGCAGUGGACUCGUCCAUUUGACAGUGGCACGAGUGUAUCUCGAAAUGGGCGGGUUUUCUAGAGCAUUGGAGGGACUACAAGGGGCACACAAGAUAGCUACAGCCAUUGGCGAUCCUUCGCUGGAGUUGCAAGUAUACGUGGCACUCUCCGAACUUUUCGGCCGACUGCAGGAUAACGACAAAAGUGCCACCUACGCAUCCAAAGCUUACGAUUUGUCUCGCUCCCUACAACUCGGGGAUCUUAAUUCAUGUCAUCAUAGAGCUGCAUUGCUACGAAUGGCAGCCUCCUUACGAAAGCAGGGCGAGCUGGGGGAUGCGCAGGACUACUGUAAGGAGGCAACUAAACUUUCGCUUAUAUCUGGAGAUCAGGCCACAUACACUAGGAGUAUCCGCGUUAUGGGGGACAUAUACCGAAAAAAAAUGGAUAUUGAUCGUGCAUUCCGACAAUAUGAGCAGGCAAUGGGCACAUCUGCAAGUCUAGGGGAUCGCAUGGCUCAAAUGGAGGCUAUGGACGGGGCUGCCCGGUGCCUGGAAACUCUACGUCUUCAGAACAAGAUUUGCAACUGCAGGCCUCUGGAAUUUAACACACGUCUACUGGAGGUUGCCAGCUCGAUUGGUGCCAAGCUUCUGGUGCGAAAGAUUCGUUGUCGACUGGCUUUAAUAUACCGUGCGUUAGGCGACGAGGAUCAGUAUAAUACUCAUUUCCGUCUGGCAAAUCAGACAGAUGCUGCACUAGGCCUAAACUGUGGUGCUUGUGGGGAACUAUUCGGCCUACAGCCGGGCCACCUCGAAGCCUUACCCUGUGCACACAUUCUCCAUGCUAGAUGCGCUCACGAAAUAUUGCGUCGGCGGGACAAAAAUGGACCAACACGAUCAUGUCCCGCCUGCAACAAGUUGUUGAGCUCUCGUCUGCACCUUUGCGGUGGCGGCCUAGUACCUGGGGUGGGCGAGACUGAAAGCACUGAUGGAGGGAGUGCUAUUACGGUCACAUUGAAUGCUAAUGCGCUUUCUGUUGAUGGGCUCUUGACGAUGAAGUCCGAACCUCUGUCAGCGCAAUCGCGUUCAGUCAAUGGAUCUUCUAUAUUUUGCAAUAUCAAUCAAACUAUACCAGGCAUUGGUAUUCAGAAUACGACGCUGCUUUCCCCGAAGGCUUUGUACCACAGCAAUCUCUCGUUGGCUUCCUUGCGCGCAUCCAGUUUGACCAUCGAUAGCGAAAGAAAUGCCACAUCGUCUGUAUAAUUCACCCCUACAUAUUUAAGAGCAUGUAAAACAUCCGAGCUCUUCGAAUCGGUUGCGUAGCGGCGCGAGUAUUUUAAAUACAAUUUAGCACUGGAGAGAGGGGACACUAAUUAAUAGCAUCGUAUGUAAUUUGAUUGUUUGCAGACGUAGAUAGCCAAAAAAAGUAUAGAGAAUGAAAGAAAAAAUAUAUAUAAAAUUACACACAUGCAUACAUAUGUAUGUAUGUACAUAUGUUCGCAUUGAAAGCUGCAUUCCAAAUGCAUACAAAAGUUAACAGAAAAUGCACUUUCCAAUCUAUGCUUAUCAUAAGCACGUUAAAUAGGAACUGAUAGGAAUUUGAUCAUACAGCUUAAGCUUAUUUCUGUACCAAAUUAACAACUACUUAGAGUACCUUACCCAAACCUUCAAAUAAACAAAUCAGUCAGGUGCAUUGUUAAAGUUUUAAAUU
Drosophila subobscura is the source of this 2341-nucleotide messenger RNA. RefSeq names its product 43 kDa receptor-associated protein of the synapse homolog. The coding region runs from base 37 to 1893 and encodes 618 amino acids. Gene Ontology annotation, molecular function: protein-membrane adaptor activity; acetylcholine receptor binding. Lineage: Eukaryota; Metazoa; Arthropoda; Insecta; Diptera; Drosophilidae. The transcript is spliced from 9 exons. The record is from RefSeq and is a predicted model, not a curated record. Gene Ontology annotation, cellular component: synapse. Gene Ontology annotation, biological process: chemical synaptic transmission.